Scaptodrosophila lebanonensis is the source of this 2620-nucleotide messenger RNA. RefSeq names its product ADP-ribosylation factor-like protein 5A (gene Arl5). NCBI's taxonomy places the organism in Eukaryota, Metazoa, Arthropoda, Insecta, Diptera, Drosophilidae. The transcript has 6 exons. The record is from RefSeq and is a predicted model, not a curated record. Gene Ontology annotation, cellular component: cytoplasm; trans-Golgi network. Gene Ontology annotation, biological process: intracellular protein transport; protein localization to Golgi membrane; vesicle-mediated transport. Gene Ontology annotation, molecular function: GTP binding; GTPase activity. The coding region runs from base 257 to 796 and encodes 179 amino acids.
AUUGUAUGAGUGCGCGUAUGUUGAGUUAGUUAAUUAAUCAUUUUUUCCGCAAACACCUAUUGUUGUUGUGUUGUGAACGUGUUUAAAAAAAGCUUUUAAUUCAAUUACAACUAAUAUGCGUGUACCAGUACAGAAAUAAUAAUAAUAAUAAUAAUAACAACAACAACAACAGCAGCAGCCAAUAUUUAAAACACCGCCACUAAGUCUGUGAUUACAAAUACAACAACAACAAGAACAGAGCAGCAGCAACACCAACAUGGGUCUUCUGCUAUCCCGCCUAUGGCGCAUGUUUGGCAACGAAGAACACAAACUUGUUAUGGUUGGUCUCGACAAUGCGGGCAAAACAACAAUACUCUAUCAGUUUCUGAUGAACGAAGUGGUGCAUACAAGUCCGACCAUUGGCUCCAAUGUCGAGGAGGUGGUCUGGCGGAAUAUUCACUUUCUGGUAUGGGACUUGGGUGGACAGCAAAGCUUACGGGCCGCCUGGAGCACAUAUUACACAAAUACCGAGUUCAUCAUAAUGGUAAUCGAUUCAACGGAUCGCGAGCGAUUGGCCGUGACACGCGAGGAAUUGUAUCGAAUGUUGCAACACGAGGAUCUCAGUAAAGCCAGUCUGUUAGUGUACGCAAAUAAGCAGGACCUGAAAGGCUCAAUGUCUGCGGCGGAAAUUUCCAGGCAAUUGGACUUGACUUCCAUUAAAAAACACCAAUGGCACAUACAAGCGUGUUGUGCGCUCACAGGCGAAGGCUUGUAUCAGGGACUCGAGUGGAUUGUGCAACGCAUCAAAAAGAAAUGACAGACAGAUAUGGACUGCGCUAGUUUAUAGUUAAUUAAUUAAUUAAUUGAAUAAUUUAGACAAAGCAAAUUUUGCAAUUAACAAUUACAACAACAACAACAACAGCAGCAGCAGCAACAGCAACAGAAACAGCGGCAGCAACAACAACAACAACAGCCGCAGCCGCAGCCGCCGCCGCCAUUCUGCCAACAGAAUGCGUGAGAGAGUGCGGGUGAGGAGAGCUGGAGAGAAAGCGCUCUCUCGCAGGGCUGCAGAGCCGCAAAGCAACCAAAACUGUCUGUUCAUCAAAUAAUAGCUUUCAGGUAAAGGCUAAACUUAAUUACAAAUUUAAUGUACGAGUAUUUUUUUCUAAACUAGUUAUGACAACAAAUUGUUCAAAUUGUAAAUGCCAUCGUGUGCAGUUUAGCUUUCUAUACAUAAUCGCGUUUCUUAAACCUAAUCAAUUCAUUAAUUAAUGUACGUUUAGUUUGCUGAUUGUUGAUUUGGGGGAAACACUUCUUUUAUUUUCACUUUUGUCUUGUCUGUUUGUUAAAUUCUUUUCUGUUGGCCUCUGCUUUUGUACAAACUAUUUAGUUCCAAUAAAUCAAAAUUGAUUGCGCCGUUCGUUCCACUGCUGAUCCGAAAAUUCGUGUGCUUCAAACCGAAUCGAGAAUCGUGUGUAUACCCCAAUUGUUUUAAAAACUAAACCUAAGAUAUACACUUAUACAUAUACAUACAUACAUACAUACAUACAUACUUAUAUAUAUAUAUAUAAAUUGACAAGUUUUUUUGCUCGCCUUCCCUUUGCUCCAUAAGAUUAGUUAAAUAUUGUACGAGAGUUGGUUGCCUUUUUGAGUGCAGCGCGUGUUAAGCUUUAUUUAAAAUUUAAUACACAAAUUGACGAAGGAACGAAGUAUAGAUUGAUCGAAGGAUGGGAGAAGGAGAAGAAGAAGAUGAAGGUUUUCAAAUUUAGUUUCUAAGUUGUUUGUUUAUGCCUUAAUUAAUGUAAAUGCUUAAUCUAUUUUUAAACUAAUUAAGCAGCGCCAAUUAACCACUUCCAUUUGAGUAAACAACAAUAAACAAACAAACAAACAAACAAACAAAUGAAAAAGUCAACAAACAAAACACAAGAAAACAAAAGAAAAGUGCAACACUUUCAAAACACAUCCAGGCGAACAUUCAACGAGAGACAACGUCGAGACAUAUAGAGUUAUAUGAUAUGUACAAUCAUAGACAACAAGCCACGAUUCACGAAUAAGCAUGCAUACACAAACAAGUACGUGUAUACAUAUAUAAAAUAUAUGUACAAGUAUGUAUAUAUUUUGUACAUCGCAAUAGAAAAUACAUACAUAUACAUAAUUGCCAAUGUAAUUAAAAAAUAGACGUUGAUAUGAAAUUUAUAAAGAAAAAAAAAAACAAAAACAAAACACAUUAACGAUAGUCCUUAACUUUGGCGGUGCAGCUAAAGUUGAUGUGCGUUCUCCAGGGCCACAUAGAUAAGUAGUAUAUGGCGGCUAUAUCAUAACAUACGCAUCAAACAAAAAAAAAAAAAAAAAAACAACAAAAAAGAACUGGAACUAGAAAGUGCCGCCCGGCCCAGAUGGACAACGCCCAAAAGUCAAAUUAAUAUGUUGUGUGUGUUUUUUUGUGUGCAUGUAAUCUGUUCUGUGUUUGCCAAACUGAAGAUGUUGAGAACGGAAGAUAUUGAGGAUAAUGAUUACGGUAAUGAUAAUGCAAAUGUAUUUGUAACAAAGUUAUACAUAUUUCGUAGGCUAAACAACUAAUGUUAAAUUGCAAGUGGCAUGAAAUAAAAAACAAGGAGAAAAUUCAACACUUUUCCAGCAA